Molecule: messenger RNA, 1830 nt
Organism: Otolemur garnettii (small-eared galago)
Lineage: Eukaryota; Metazoa; Chordata; Mammalia; Primates; Galagidae
Gene: PRKRA
Product: protein activator of interferon induced protein kinase EIF2AK2
Exons: 8
Coding region: 230-1171 (313 amino acids)
Source: RefSeq, a predicted model, not a curated record
CGAGGGGGCGUGGCCGGCGCUAGGGCACCAAGCCUAAGCCUCCGCCUCCGCCGCCGCCGCCGCCUCCACCUAGUCCGCCACCUCCGCCAGACGCAAGCUGGGAGGAGAAGGGGAGUCGGAGGAGGAGGUGGCGGCGCAGGAGCGCUCCUCUCGGGGACCAGCCGACCCGGGGAGCGAGGACGUCGCCCCGCACCGCUUUCCUCCUGCCGCUGAGCCGUCCCUUUUCGCCAUGUCCCAGAGCAGGCACCGCGCCGAGGCCCCGCCGCUGGAGGGCGAGGACAGUGGGACCUUCAGUUUGGGGAAGAUGAUAACAGCCAAGCCAGGGAAAACACCGAUUCAGGUAUUACACGAAUACGGCAUGAAGACCAAGAACAUCCCGGUUUAUGAAUGUGAACGAUCUGAUGUGCAAAUACAUGUACCCACUUUCACCUUCAGAGUAACCGUUGGCGACAUAACCUGCACAGGUGAAGGUACGAGUAAGAAGCUGGCGAAACACAGAGCUGCAGAGGCUGCCAUAAACAUUUUGAAAGCUAAUGCAAGUAUUUGCUUUGCAGUUCCUGAUCCCUUAAUGCCAGACCCUUCCAAGCAACCAAAGAAUCAGCUUAAUCCUAUUGGUUCAUUACAGGAAUUGGCUAUUCAUCAUGGCUGGCGACUUCCUGAAUAUACCCUUUCCCAGGAGGGAGGACCUGCUCAUAAGAGAGAAUAUACCACAAUUUGCAGGCUAGAGUCAUUUAUGGAAACUGGAAAGGGGGCAUCAAAAAAACAAGCCAAGAGAAAUGCUGCUGAGAAAUUUCUGGCCAAAUUUAGUAAUAUUUCUCCAGAGAACCACAUUUCUUUAACAAAUGUAGUAGGACAUUCUUUAGGAUGUACUUGGCAUUCCUUGAGGAAUUCUCCUGGUGAAAAGAUCAACCUUCUGAAACGAAGCCUCCUUAGUAUUCCAAAUACAGAUUAUAUCCAGCUGCUUAGUGAAAUUGCUGAAGAGCAAGGUUUUAAUAUAACAUAUUUGGAUAUAGAGGAACUGAGUGCCAACGGACAGUAUCAAUGUCUUGCUGAACUGUCAACCAGCCCCAUCACAGUCUGCCAUGGUUCGGGUAUCUCCUGUGGCAACGCACAAAGUGAUGCAGCCCACAAUGCUUUGCAGUAUUUAAAGAUAAUAGCAGAAAGAAAGUAAACUUGGAACACCUUUGAAAAAUCCUUCAGUAGCACUUACCCCUUCACAAGUAAAACAUUUACUAUAAUGGUUUGGGUUUAUGUGUUGUUUCUAAAUCUCUUCAUAGAUGCCAUCAACACUCAGAUUUAAUUAUCUCCUAGUAGUUGUUAUUAAGCUCUUUUUAAUGGCUUCACCUUUGUAUUGGUAUAUUGUAUUUAUAAACUUUGUACCACAAGGCAGCGUGUAGCACGCAUUUUAUAGUGCCAUGCACAUCGGGGGAGGAAACUGCAUGUUUGUUGUUGAUGAUGAUGAUGAUGAAAUAAAACUGCUAGCAACAGUCUUACUGGUGCUUAAACUUUUAUUUGCGCAAGGCUUUGUAAGGGAAUUUGGAAGGUGGCCUUUGAGAAUUGUUAGUGUGUUGAGGGACAGGACCAACAGGCUUUGGAAUGUGAUUAUUGAAUAUCAGGGAACAGGAUUAUUCUGUUGCAUAUUUGAAUCCAUGUAAUAAAGAGCUAUUAUAAUGGAGUUUUGCUCAUUUUAUUAAAGAGCUACUGACUUGACUGUGGUCCUGUUCUUUUUAGCCAUUCCUGUGCAUAAUAUUUUAAUGUGGAUAUCCUGUUACAUAUCCCUAAUUUAUCUCUGAAAGUGAAAGGUUAAAAAAAAAGCCUAAGCAAAAUUUA